AUGCGUCAGUUAUCAUCAACUCACAUAGACCAACUGUUACAGAUUUUGAACGGAGGUUCCACUGGUUCCACUCAGCCGUUCAACUUGACUAUUGCCAUGAGGGUUGAAGUUCGUCGCCCUUCUGGUGGCUACGAAUCCGUAGUGAAGGAAGGUAUUCAAUUUCUAAGACAUAAACGAGAUUCGAAAUCAUUUGGUCACUUCACACAUGCAAUCGCAAUGGACCAAUUGCAGUUCAAUGAGGAAUGGUCACAGUGGAAACGUGUGCACAACAAACAGUACGCGGACCAAUUGGAGCACGAUCGUCGUCAAAAUCAAUGGACGCAGAAUGUGGUGGAAAUAAUGCAACACAAUGCGCAAUACGAUCUCGGUCUUGUUACCUAUGAGAUGGGCGUGAAUGAAUACUCCGACCUGAGUUGGGAUGAGUUCCGCGAUCGCUACGUGACCGGGUUUGUACAAGAUGUAUUGACCGGGACGAAUCAGAAUGAAUCAACCACAUUCAACGUGAGUGAGGUCAAUCAAGCCGUCCCGGACAAUAUUGACUGGCGUACCAAGGGUUUAGUUCGACAAGUUAAGAAUCAGGGUUCUUGCGGAUCUUGUUGGGCAUUCUCCACGACCGGUGCAAUCGAGGGGCAGUACGCUAAGAAGUACGGUAGACAGAUGGAAUUCUCCGAGCAACAGUUGGUCGACUGUAGCACAAGUUACGGUAAUCAUGGUUGUCACGGAGGUCUGAUGGAAAAUGCGUACCGGUAUUUGGAAAAGUUUGGUUUGGAACCGGAGAACGCAUAUCCCUACCAUGCACGUGUGAGUGAAAUGGAUUCGGUGAAUGAGUUGACGAUAAUGAUGGGUUGUUCCUGGUGUGGCCGCGAAUGUGACCGCAUUUUCCUCAUCCUUUACAGUGUGGUUGUGAUCCUUUCGUCCAAAGAGAAGCGUUGA
Echinostoma caproni is the source of this 933-nucleotide messenger RNA. Lineage: Eukaryota; Metazoa; Platyhelminthes; Trematoda; Plagiorchiida; Echinostomatidae. The record is from the annotation of a GenBank genome assembly.